AUCUUUCCACAGCCGGGCACGCGCCUUCCCUAUCCGAACGCACGCGCUUCGAGUCUUCCCGCAACAUCCUCGAGAAGUUAGUCACGAGAGACCCGAGGGGAGCGACCGUUGAUCAAGGCGCGACAAAUAUCCACCUUAACACCGUGAGCAGUGUCCACUGGCCUGCUGGUGUUCUAUGGUUUGUUUAAUCGGUUUUAUCGAAACAGUUUUGGUUGGCUAAGCUGUAAAACACACCCCUCCCCGUGAGGAGUAGACUGAGCUCAGACAGGAGUUUGGUCAUCAGCAUCCGCUCUGCAAUUUUACGGUGUGCUAGCUACCUAUCCGCCUCCAGCCUUAUGGAUUUUACUCUACCGUAGUUUUUUUUAAACGACAUAUUUGAAUAGUUGAUGCUUGUUUGACUAGGAGGUGGUAUUUUUGAUUAGACGGGUGUGGUAAAUACAAAGGAUCACACAUGUAGCCGUUGUGAAGCUAGCUGAGGAAGUGGACUGUUACUUUUCCAUCCCUGUAUGGUGGAAGGAGUCGCUCGCCUUGAUGAUUCACUGUUAUGGAGACGCGAAAUGCCACAUAAAGACUGAUCUCUGUCACUUCCAGAGAGACUAAUAUCUUCGCCAUCAUUCACAGGGUUGCUUGGAGCUGUCUGCAACUGUAUCGUUAAAUGAUUUAUCUGCGGAUCGAUCAUCCACAGCUAGCCCAUUAGCCAACUCCCCAAGUGAUUCGUUUAGUACAGUAUUAACAGUUUAUGUCGUGUCAGUCAUUUUGUUUUUACCGAUAGUCAUUUAGAUUGCGUUUAGAAAAUGUCCUUUUUCAAUUUUCGGAAGAUAUUUAAGCUGGGCACGGAGAAAAAGAAGAAACAGUAUGAGCACGUUCACAGAGAUGUCAACCCAGAGGAGGUUUGGGAGAUCGUGGGAGAACUUGGGGAUGGAGCCUUUGGGAAAGUCUACAAGGCUCAGAACAAACAGACUGGGAUCCUGGCUGCAGCUAAAGUGAUCGAUACCAAAACAGAAGAGGAGCUGGAGGACUACAUGGUGGAGAUCGACAUCCUCGCCUCCUGUGACCAUCAGUACAUAGUCAAACUGCUGGAUGCUUUCUAUUAUGAGAGCAAACUAUGGAUUCUCAUUGAGUUUUGUGCUGGAGGAGCGGUAGACGCUGUGAUGUUGGAGUUGGAGCGAUCAUUGACAGAGCCUCAGAUCCGGGUUGUGUGUAAACAGACGCUGGAGGCGCUGACUUACCUCCAUGAGAAUAAGAUUAUACACCGGGACCUGAAGGCUGGAAAUAUUCUUUUUACCUCAGAUGGAGAUGUGAAAUUGGCUGACUUUGGAGUGUCUGCGAAGAAUACAAAGACCCUUCAGAGAAGAGACUCUUUCAUUGGAACACCAUACUGGAUGGCACCCGAGGUGGUGAUGUGUGAGACGUCGAAGGACAGACCGUACGACUACAAAGCAGACAUCUGGUCCCUGGGGGUGACUCUGAUCGAGCUGGCACAGAUCGAGCCGCCCAACCACGAGAUGAACCCAAUGAGAGUCCUGCUAAAAAUAGCAAAGUCUGAGCCCCCCACACUCGCAACUCCAUCACGAUGGUCUCCUGAGUUCAGUGAUUUUCUGCGGAAAGCACUGGAUAAAAAUGUAGACAACAGGUGGAAUGCAUUGCAGCUCUUACAGCAUCCAUUUGUUUCAAAUGUGAUGGAUAACAAACCACUGCGAGAGCUGAUUGCUGAGGCUAAAGCCGAAGUGUUUGAGGAGUUUGACGAAGGAAAGGAGGAAGAGGAGGAAGAAGAGCCAGAGUCCCAGCCGGUGGUGCCUGGACACAAACGUGCAUUAUCGGACACCAGCUUUGGCAGCUCGGAGGAUGAGAGGCAGUGUCAGAACACGCCAGCUCUUGAGUCGGUCACGGAGAAGGCUGAACCUGAAAGAAAACCCAGUUCAGACGAUCAAGCUAGUGAUAAGACCUCCGACAUGGUGGUGGACGCCAGCGAACCCAACCAUGCUGAGGAUGAGAAGAUGAAUGAGGCCAGUCCAUCAGACACAAGCACUGAGGAAUCACGUUCAGGUCAGGAGGCCAUACCAAAACACGACAAAUCUCACACACCUGUGACCACAGAAGUAGAGAUUUCUGGUCAGCCAAACCCUCCAGUAUCAGACGACACUGUCCUCCAAGAGAUUGUAACCGUCAGUGAGGAAACUGGGGAGGAAGAAAAGAAGGAAGUGAAGGUUGAAGAGCCACCAGAGAAGAAAAAAGAAGAGUGUAAAGAAACACAGCAGGAAGCCAAAACACAAACCACCACAGAUGAAGAAGAGGAACCUACCCAGCCUUCAGAUAUAGCUGAACCAGAGAACAGAUCUGAUGGUGUUACUGAAGAAGCCAUCACUGAACCAAUUGAGGUUACAGAAAAAACUGAAGACAAAAUUGAGACAGAGGAAGAAAUGAAUAAAAAGGAACUAGUGGAAGAUGAGAGCACAGUACCCUCACCACAUGUCCCAGCAGAAGAGUUAAAGGAGGAGCAAACUGAAACUUCACCAGAUGUUUCUACAAAAGAGGUAAAGGAGGAGCUUCCUCCAGUGGCAACAGAGGACCAAGAAAAAGCUGGAGAUGAGGGGGAGAGUUCCGAACCCAAAGACGAUCUUGCAGCCAAGGGGGUAGAUGUAGUAGAGGACAACUCCGUGAAUGAAUUCCCUGUUGUUGUCAUCAAUGGUGUAAAAGAAGAGGAGGUCAUUGCAACAGAGGAACCUCAAGAAGCCCAUGAAGACAAACCAGAGAUCCAGAAAACACCUACCGUGCCUGAGAGUGACCAGAAUUCAGAGGUGGUGAAACCUGAUGUUGAAAAGGAGAAAGAUUCUGACUCAGGCAGCAGUUCUGCUGCAGAUACUAACAGCAUUGACAUUAAUCUGUCAAUCUCCAGCUUCCUCUCCAAAAGCAAAGAAGGAUCUGUUUCAAUACAGGACACCAGGCGCCAAAAGAAAACUCUGAAAAAGACCCGCAAGUUUAUGGUCGACGGGGUGGAAGUCAGUGUCACCACAUCCAAGAUUGUCACCGACAAUGACACCAAGAGUGAGGAACUGAGAUUUUUGAGGCGUCAGGAGCUAAGAGAACUGAGGCUGCUGCAAAAAGAGGAGCAAAGAGCUCAACAGCAGCUCAGCAAUAAACUGCAGCAGCAGAAAGAGCAGCUCUUCAGACGCUUCGAGCAGGAAAUGGCAGGAAAGAAACGUCAGUAUGACCAAGAGGUGGAGAACCUUGAGAAACAGCAGAAACAGACCAUAGAGCGUCUGGAGCAGGACCACACCAACCGGCUGAGAGAUGAGGCCAAGAGGAUCAAAGCAGAGCAGGACAAGGAGCUCUCUAAGUUCCAGAACAUGCUGAAGAACCGCAAAAAAGAGGUCAAACAAGAGGUCGGAAUGUCCCCUAAACACAUAAGAAAAGAGCUCAUGAAACGCUUGAAGGAAGACCUAGCAGUCAUUCAACAUGAAGAGGAGCAAGAGUUUCUCCAGAGGCAGCAGCAGGAGCUGGAUGGAGCUCUGAAGAAGAUCAUCCAGCAGCACAAACUAGAGAUCGCCACUAUAGAGAGAGACUGUCUCAACCACAAGCAGCAGCUCAUGAGAGCUCGGGAGGCAGCCAUGUGGGAGCUGGAGGAGCGCCACCUGCAGGAGAAACACCAGUUGCUGAAGCAGCAGCUGAAGGAUCAAUACUUCAUGCAGAGACAUCAGCUUCUCAAAAGACAUGACAAGGAGAUGGAGCAGAUGCAGGGUUAUAACCAGCGGCUGAUAGAGGAGAUGAAGAACAGGCAGGCACAGGAAAGAGCUCGGCUGCCCAAGAUCCAGCGCAGUGAAGCCAAGACCCGUAUGGCGAUGUUUAAAAAGAGCCUGCGGAUCACUGGCACAGGAACACCAGAGCAGGACAGAGAGAAGAUCAAACAGUUUGCUGCCCAAGAGGACAAGAGACAGAAGAAUGAGAGACUUCAUCAGCAUCAGAAACAUGAGAACCAGAUGAGAGACCUGCAGCUGCAGUGUGACUCCAACAUCAGAGAACUUCAACAGAUGCAGAAUGAGAAAUGCCACCUUCUGAUUGAGCAUGAGACUCAGAAGCUGAAGGAGCUGGAUGAGGAGCACAGUCAGGAGCUGAAAGACUGGAGGGAGAAGCUUCGGCCCAGGAAGAAGGUAUUCGGAUUUCAUUCCAUUCACGUUUCAUUCAUCCAAUUAAACCUGAUCCUUUCAAGUGCAUAUACAAUAGAAAAAACAAGCCUAAUAUAUAUAAAGCUGAAUUGUUACUCAAGUUUUCAGUGCUGCUUAAUAUUUUGUGGAAACUGGUACAUUUUUUUCAGAAUAGAUGUUCAAAAGAUCAGCAUUAACAGCAUUAAAAUAUUAAUAAACAUUUUGAGCAAAUAUUAGAAUUAGAUCACAGUAUUCUUGAAUGAUAAUACCUUCUCAUACAGUAUAUUUUGAGUAGGACUGUUCAUUGUAAGUACACAUACUGUAUGAUUGUCUCCUGCUCUCUCUUAGGCUCUGGAGGAAGAGUUCACACGUAAACUGCAGGAACAGGAAGUCUUCUUUAAGAUGAGCGGAGAGUCCGAAUGCCUCAAUCCCACC
This is a messenger RNA of Sinocyclocheilus anshuiensis, 4577 nucleotides long. RefSeq names its product STE20-like serine/threonine-protein kinase. Bases 795 to 4379 code for a protein of 1194 amino acids. Gene Ontology annotation, biological process: protein phosphorylation. The record is from RefSeq and is a predicted model, not a curated record. The transcript has 18 exons. Lineage: Eukaryota; Metazoa; Chordata; Actinopteri; Cypriniformes; Cyprinidae. Gene Ontology annotation, molecular function: ATP binding; protein serine/threonine kinase activity.